AUGGAAAUGGAAAUAUCACCGUUUGUUCUUAACCAAACUCGACUCGUUGUAAUUUCAGAUCAAGUAGUUCAGAUAACGUUGUCGUCUAAAAACAGCUCUAGUGAAUCGCUUUAUAACCGUAACCAAUUAAUGCAAGAUGAAGUAAAAAAAGUGGUUGUAGCGUUUAUAAAAUUGAAAGAAGAAAAUCUAAUAGUGGAUGGCGAUGGAUAUAAGAAACACAGUUGGCAAUAUGGACGUAAAUAUGUUUUCUUUAAAAACAAAAGUAGACUCAAAGUUCAUCGUUACAAGUAUACUUUUGAACUAGAGCCCGUAAAAACAGAUCAAGAAGAAUCUAUUAGUUUUCACGUUGGAAAAAAUAAAAGUGUUCAACAACAAAAAGAUGAUGAGUCAAAUUUACCACAAAUUACUGAGUUUUCUGUCAGAAGGAGAUGUUGA
This is a messenger RNA of Racocetra persica, 435 nucleotides long. The record is from the annotation of a GenBank genome assembly. Lineage: Eukaryota; Fungi; Glomeromycota; Glomeromycetes; Diversisporales; Gigasporaceae.